GAGGGAUGAGGGAAUAAAUCGCAUCGAUGUUUACGAACCAGUCGCUGAGAUUAUGCAAAACUUGAUGACCUAGCCAUAAUGUAUGACCAGAAGCCAUCGGACUGGCUGAUCUACAUUCAAAAAUUGCGAUUAAAUUUUUUAGAAAAAAAAUAAUUUUGUUCUUUUCACUCUUUCGUACGUGUUUCAACCGGACCAGGUUAAGCCAGGCUAAGUAGAGGUGGAAUGUGGGAAGAGAAUAACGGGAACGAUAGAAAGAUAGAUGCGCAAGACUUUCUAUGUGUUUUAUCUUUUUAACCGCCUCACUUAGUAUUCGCUUUACUGUUUGCCGGUCCACCCACGCGGAUUCUUCCGAUGGUAAUAGUAGCCUAUGUUCGGAACGAACUCGAAUAAUCCUUAAAAGAAUUUUUUUUUUUUCUUUCAGUUAAGAUUUUUUCUUCUUGGCGGUAAUCAAUAUUAAAAGUCAAAGUCGAAGUUAUCUGGAGUUAGUCCAAUUUUCUAUCCCUUUUCACUUCUAACUUUAGAACAAGAUAGAUACAAAACUUAUCUCUAUUUUGUAAUUAUGCUCUGUAUUUCAAAUCUGAACUGCUCUUUCAAGGUCUAAUGAUUUUUCUUCUAACGCAGACAAGUGAAAACAUGGUCCUUCUCGAUGACAAAUAUAAUAAUCAGUCUUUACUCUUUUAACAGGAAAAGUCUGGAUCAUCUUCGUUCAAAGAAACACCCGCUGUUUGCACUAUGCAAGCAUAGAAAAAAUCGGCUGGUAGCUGACAAAGAAGAAAUACGAAGAAAAGCAAAAGCGCGUAGCUAUAAAACUCUUUCGGUUCAAAGUGCAAGAUUUGUCUGUAAAAUCAAAAUUAACUGCACGAUGUAAAGAACAUACAUUUUCUAAGAUAAUUCUGCGCAAAACAAAAUAUAACACUGUCUUAAAAUUUUAUUGAAUAUACCGACACAAGAGAAACGAUAUAUUCUCUCUAAUAGAAUUUCAUUUUGUAAUAACAUCUCAAGAAAGAUCUGAAGGUAAUAGAAGCUAAGAUAAGGCGGAAGGCACGCUCUCUCUCUCUCUCUCUCUCUCUCUCUCUCUCUCUUAUUAAUUAUAUCAUUUUAUCUCUGCGCUUUUGCAUAAAUAAUUCACAAUCGAAAAUAAAUCAAGUGAUCUUCGCCCCUCCGGCGGAGAAUCCGAAAGCGCCGCGUCGCGCGAGUUGCCUCCCUUCGCACGCCGCGCCGCGCCGCGCAUCGUUCUACCGCUACACGCCCUUGAAGAAGAGAGAUGAGCGAAGAAGAGGGAACGCUGGAGGUCUCAUCGAGGCCGGUGAUCGAGGUCGGGUUUUAGACAUCGUGUGACGUCUAAAUGGACGGUACCGUUGCUCAGGAUCAGGAGGAAAGGGAAGGACAGGCGCGUUACCGUGGCGAACGGCAAUCUCAAGUUUCCUCCUCGAUCGCUCGUAGAGUCUGCAUCGGUACCUGCUAUCCAUAGUCCGAACCAGACGCCUAUACUGACCCACUCUCACUCUCACCUUUCUCUUUCCCUCUGUCUCCUUUUAGAUUUUCUCCUCUCAAGAUCGAGCGGCUCUGCCUUCUCUCGCGCGUUAUCGAAAUGAUAAGGUGGAUACACGCACUCCACUCCGCGAGAUCACAUUCGAAGGAAAAGAUAAGGAAAUAGAGUCCCGAAACGAGGUGAAGACGUUGCGAGACUAAUCCCUAAACAGCACAUGAUAUCGUAUGAAUAUUCUAGAAUAUUCUAGAUAUCGUACGAACAUUCGCACAAUAUCGCGAUAUCGUGCGUAUAUUUGUAAAAUAUCACAAUAUUCGUUCGAUAUCUUGUGCUGUUGGGGAUGUUACCAGCAACGCCCAGCGCGACUGAUAAUUAAAAUUUAGAGAUAAAACGCGCAUGUACCAACGUGCGAGCAGAGAAAUGGCACGUGUCGGCAAAUAAAGAACAAAAAAAGAAUGCAGGUUGUCGGCACAUCCCAUUAGCAAGCUGGUGUUAAAAACGCUUCGGAAUGAUACACGACAAAUAUUUCUCGUGCGAAUAUCUUCGAUGCAAAUAGCUCAUCUACGCAGAACAGUGAAUCGUUACGCAAUUUGCGACGGACAAUUGCGACAAGCACAAAAGCGGAUGACGAUACCUGCAAUUAUAGAUUAGAUUGGUAAAUGAUUGACAAUUGACUAAUUGCCGCGGCGCUCCGGCCGCGGCAAGGGUUGCCCGAGAACGUCAGUCGGCCACGUCCGGUUAAGAUGAGGCGCGCGCUUCCAGUAGUUUUGCUUCACUUAUGGUGGAAUUCUCUCCCGGAAGUAUGUUCCUCGAGGUAAACAACUUCAUGCUCCUUCAAAAGUCAUUUUCGCCUCAUUGCGCACAGCGCGACGAACCGGGCCGUUUCGUCGCGGCGUCUCUUUUAUCGCUUUCGAAUGUUAUCGAAGAAAAAUUGUGCGUAUUGCAAUUUUCCGUCUGAGACGCGAAAGGGAGUGGAUCCAAGUUCGCGCGGAUCAAUUUCUUUUUUAUUCGCAUCAUCGUUAUUAGAAAGAGGCAAGCCACAACAGAAUAAAGCAAUCGAGCUGCCGUUUCCUAGAAACUGCAAAAUGGGAUAAUUUGAAGCUAACAUGUGGCAGGUCUAUGAGAAAUCGUUACGAUGAUUAAUGUUGUUCAAUGUACACGUUACUUAAUGUUUAAUUUGACAGUGUGCGCUCGUAACAUCCAACUCUUUGCGAUAUCUUUCCUCGAAAAAAAAGCAACAAUUUUUCCAACUCCGGUCUUUUACUCGCCCGCAGAAAUGCGAUAUUAAGUCUCGCUCGUUAACACACACCUCUCUCUUUCUCGUGCGAUCAAACAAGUUACCUAACCGAAAAGAUAAACAGCAGUUCUAUCUCCGAUGGUACAUACACGUAAAGUCUUAUAGGAUCAAAAUAUUCUCCCGCGUUUUAAUAUAACGAGACUUCCCGAUGAGUCAGAAAUGAAAGAUGCGAGAAAUACAAAUGAUUUAAAACGACGUUGACAAUGUUGAAUAAACAAAUUGCGUUAACAAUAAUAGAUAAAAGAAUUUUAAUGAUGAUGAGAGAUGGGAUUUCCCUCGCAGCUUGUUCAACGAAGAUGUCAACAAUUGCACUAUGACGUCGAGGCUAAUUCUACCAGAAGAUUAUGUCAAAGAUAAAACUCUCUGCAGCAAUUAGACCAUUGGGAGCGCCUGUAAUCGUCAACUUCAAUAUUUUAGUGGUCGACAUUAACUCUAUCAACGUUGAAGAUAUGGAUUUUCGUGUGGACAUGUUCGUUAGUCAAAGUUGGAUAGAAUCUCGACUGAAUACGUCUCAAGAUAUUUUUGAAGAAGGCGACGAUUAUGCCAUACUUCCCCCGGAAUUUUUUGAUAAUCUUUGGCAACCGGAUCCAUAUUUUUUAAAUUCGAAAGUUUCCGAGAUUGCGACUUUAAACCGUAAAUUCUCAUUAGUCACGUUAUACCGAAAUAAAACUAUUAAAUAUUUUGCACGAAUUAACGCUAUUGUCGCCUGUCAAAUGGAGUUUCAAUUGUACCCGAUGGAUAUUCAAAUCUGCCCAAUUUACAUAGAAAGCUUUUCUUAUGACAGAAAAAAAUUGCGCUUAAAGUGGGACGCGGGCGGUGUUACGGUAAAUCCCGAAUUGAAGCUUCUACAAUACGACAUUGGGAAGCCAAUGGUAUUCGAAGAAACUAUAGAUUAUAUGCUCGAGAAAAAUGGAAAUUUCUCACGACUUGUAGUCUUCUUUCGCUUCGAGAGGCAAAUCGGUCACCACUUGAUACAAACGUUCGCACCGUCGACUCUCGUUGUGAUGCUCUCCUGGUUCAGCUUCUGGCUGGACCUGGACGCGAUUCCUGGUCGAAUAGCUCUUCUGGUGACGAGUAUGCUUACAUUGGUAACGAUGUUCACCGGUCUUAAAAGUGAUAUUCCACCAGUGGCGUAUAUCAAAGCAUUGGACGUUUGGAUGGCUGGCUGCAUGAUGUUCGUGUUCGCAGCUUUAAGUGAAUUCGUCGUAGUGAAAGUGCUCGACUUCCGACGCAUAAAAAAUGAUACGCAAAGUUUCAUGGAAUCUUGCUCGUUCUCGCGAUUAAUGAUGAAAAGACAAAGCGUUUGGAAUGGUGAGUUCUUACAUGCGAGCAAAUCGAGAAAUAAUCCUACCAAUAAGCAUCUACUGCCAACUCUCUGGCUAGAUCCUGAAUGCCAGAUUAAACAAACGUGUAAAACACGCUCUCAACAAAUAGAUUGCUACAGCAGAGUUGUAUUUCCUAUACUCUUUUUGCUUUUUGUGGUUCUAUAUUGGCCGAUAGUAUUGUUUAAAAGCGCUAUAAUAAAAUAAAUUAAAAAUGUUGAACUUUAUUAGUAUUCCAUAUAUAUAUAUAUUCGGCACUUUUCAUAUUUAAAAAUUAAACAAGUCAUUGUUGAUUAAAACUUAGAAAUGUAUCACGUGAAUUUGCAUGUGACUGAGAAGCGAAAUAUAUUUUUUCUUUCGGCA
This is a messenger RNA of Solenopsis invicta (red fire ant), 4471 nucleotides long. It is a transcript of the gene alka, whose product is annotated as glycine receptor subunit alphaZ1. Gene Ontology annotation, cellular component: synapse; membrane; neuron projection. Gene Ontology annotation, biological process: chloride transmembrane transport; nervous system process; signal transduction. The record is from RefSeq and is a predicted model, not a curated record. NCBI's taxonomy places the organism in Eukaryota, Metazoa, Arthropoda, Insecta, Hymenoptera, Formicidae. The transcript has 8 exons. Bases 3131 to 4315 code for a protein of 394 amino acids. Gene Ontology annotation, molecular function: extracellular ligand-gated monoatomic ion channel activity; transmembrane signaling receptor activity; chloride channel activity.